Molecule: messenger RNA, 8413 nt
Organism: Phycodurus eques (leafy seadragon)
Lineage: Eukaryota; Metazoa; Chordata; Actinopteri; Syngnathiformes; Syngnathidae
Product: trichohyalin-like
Exons: 17
Coding region: 60-6890 (2276 amino acids)
Molecular function (GO): protein binding
Source: RefSeq, a predicted model, not a curated record
UUUGCCUGGAACGGAUUCAGCGGCAGAAUCUUGCGAGACAACUUGUGUCUGCUGCAGUCAUGGAUGGCACGGAGGUUCUCGAGGGACUCCACGGUGACAAAUUUGAGUUCUCUGAAAAAGAGAUCAAGGAGUAUGCCCAGGACAUAGGCAUUGAUCCAGAAAAAGAGCCACAGCUUAUGUGGCUUGCCAAGAAGGCCAUGGCUACACAAUUGCCGACAGGAUGGUUGGAACGCGAAAAGGAGAGUGGGAAAAUUUACUAUUACAACUGCCAAUUAGGCACAUCCAUUGUGGACCAUCCCUGCAAAGUGCACUACUGUCAGCUGGUGGUUCAGGAGCGUGAGCGUGUCCUCCACCCACCUGGUGAUGAGACUUCUGCUGUGAAGAACAAGAAGAAAUUGAAAGAGAAACAGGAGGGAAGGAAAAGGGCAAAGGAAGCACUCAAAACACAAGGAGAUUCAAGAGAGAGUGAUCCAGAUCCAGCAGAAGAUAGUAUUAACAGGACCAGUUGUGGAGACCACGGUAGCGAUUCACCACAGCCACAGCUGUCUGGAGAGUUCCUCUGCUCUGAUCUUCUAGAAAAAGUAGUUGAAGAAGGGGAGCAUAUGUUGGUGACGAAUAAGAAGGUUGAGCCUGCGAAGGUUGAGCCUGCUAACAGUGACUUCACUUGUGCAGCACCCAUAACUGGCCCGCAAAUCCUUGAAGAGCACCCUGAUGAAGAGAAGUUCUCUGAAGAAGACAUCAAGGAAUAUGCACAGGACUUGGGCAUUGAUCCAGAGAAAGAGCCUCAGCUCAUGUGGCUUGCCAAGGAGGCCAUGUCUGCCCGACUUCCUCCAGAUUGGUUUGCUUACCUAGAUGAGCGUGGAGAUGUUUUCUAUUCCAACUACCAUUCAAACACAUCCAUAUGGGAACAUCCUCGUGAUGUCCAGUACCGCAAACUGGUGGCUCAGGAGCAUGAGCGCAUACAGAGGGCCGCUGCUCUCUUGGCAUCAGAAGGCAAAGAGAACAAACAAGAGAAAACAAGUGGCUUCAGAGGCGCUGAUGCAACAGAAGAGAUGAGCAAGCUAGAUGUGAUCGGCAAGGCCCAAUCUCAGAACCACAGUAGUGAAACACCACAGCAACAGCAACAACCAGAGUCCAAGGUCUCUGAAAAUUGUGCUUGUUGUGACAAUCAACCGGAGACAAAUGCCAAAGACAAAUGGGAGAAUGAGGCAGCCAAGAGUAGCCACCUUGUGUCUGCAGCAGGCACAUGUAGCCUACAGAUCCGUGAGGAUCACAAGGAUGAAGAACUUUCUGAAGAAGAGAUUAAGCAGUAUGCACGGGACAUAGGCAUAGAUCCAGAGAGAGAGCCAGAUCUUAUGUGGCUUGCCAAGAAGGCCAUGGCUGAAAAACUGCCUCCAGGAUGGUUAGAGCGAGAAGAUGAGAGUGGGAACAUUUACUUUCAUAACUGCCAGUUAGACACAUGCAUCUGGGAAGACCCCUCAAAAAUGCACUAUAGUCAGCUGGUGGUUCAAGAGCGUGAGCGUAUCCAGUGCAUAGCUGUUGGUGGGGCCUCUGUGGUGAAGAAGAACAAGAGGAAAGUAAAAGAAAAACAGGAGGAAAGAAAAAGGGCAAAGAAGAAGAAUUCAUGCAGUAUCCGUGCGGAUUUAGCAGAAGAGAUUACAAACACAAUUACUGAAUCACCACAGAAACCGCUGUUGGGAGAACUGCUGGAUUCUCAUCAUAAUUUGGCAACAGAUAUGGAAAAAGCCAUGAAAGAAGAGGAAAAAAGUGAGAAGGCUGGGAUUCCUAUCAGGUGUAGUAAGCAUGCAGAUAAACCACCUCCUCUAAAGAGUGACAAAUUUGAUACACAAUUAUCUAAAGCUUCAAAUUUUGAGAGCGGAGUGAAAAAAAAUCUAAGCUAUGAAAUUGUACCAGAAAAGAAGAUGGGAGAGAAGGAGGAGACAUACAGGACUGAAAAAGAGCAGGGUGAUCUGAAACAGAGAAAUGUAGAGAGAGAAAAGAACAGCAGGAAAGUUGAUAUGGAGGGGAAUGACAGAGAGCAUUUAAUUAGGGAGGGGGAGACAAAAAUGCAUACUCUCCAAAAGGAGACGAAGAGAGAGGAAGAGGUGGAAGUGUGGCAGUUGAAAUGUGAGAUGGAGAUGAGAAUGCUUCCCCCCCAGAAAGACCUCAGCAUAGAAGUACUCAAGUGUUUGACUGGAGAGAAAGAAACGCAAGGACGACUCCAUGAGGAACAACUGAGGACAGACGAGGAAGAGGUGAAGCUGUUGAAUAAGGAGAGGGUAUUGAGAAUCUGCCGCUACCAGGAGCAGCUGAAGAGAGAGGAAGAGGAGGAGAUGGAGAGAUUGAGACUCGAGAAGGAGAAAAGACUACUCUACUAUGAAGAACAAAGGAGAGAGGAACAGGCAGAGGCAGAGCGCUUAAUUAGGGAAAAGGAAAGAAUAGAGCACUACCAGAUGGAACUAAAGAAGGAGGAAGAAAAGGAGGUGGAGCGCUUAAAGAGGGAAAUGGAAGUUAGAACAUGUCUCUAUAAGAAGCAACUAAGUAGGGAAGAAGAGAAAGAGGUGCAACAAUUUAAAAAGGAAAGUGAGAAUAGAAGACAUUUCCUGCAGGAGGAGCUAAAGAAAGAGGAGGCGGAGGAGGAAAAGCAAGUGGAGCAGUUGAAGAAGGACAAAGACCUGAGAAGACAGAUUUACCUAGAAGAACUGAGGAAAGAGGAAGAGCAAGAAGUUGAACAGUUAAAGAGGGAAAAAGAAAAAAGAAUGUGCCUCCUGAAAAGAGAGGACAAUAUAGAGGUGGAAGGAUUCAAGAGAGAGAAAGAGAUUAGAACAAUUCUCCGCUUGGAGGAAAGGAAGAAAGAGGAGGAGGAGGCAGAUAAGUUCCAACAGGACAAGGUGACCAGAUUGUAUCUUUUUCAGAAAAAGAUGAUACAAGAGGAAGAGGAAGAGACUGAACGGUUGAAGAAAGAAAAGGAGAAGCAAAUAUGUUUCCACCAGGAGGAGCUAAAGAGAGAGGAAGCGGAAGAGUUGGAGCGAUUGAAGGCAAAGAAAGAGGCAAGAAUGUGUCAGCUCUGGGAACAGCAAAGGAGAGAGGUACAGGAAGAGGAGAUGUUGAAGAGGGAGGAAACAAGAAAAAAAGCAGAGAUUGAAAAAAUAAUGCCACUCUCACAGGAGGAGCUAAGGGGAGAGGAAGCGGUCAAGGCAGAGCAGCUGAUGACGGACAAGGAGAAGAGAAUGGCUCUCCUUUUGGAGGAGCUGAGGCGGGAGGAAGAUGCCGAGAUACAACGGUUGAAACAGGAGGAGUCUAGAAUUCAUCUCUGCCAUGAAGAGCUAAUUCAAGAAGAAGAGGAGGUGAAGCGGUUGAAGACUGAGAAGGUGGCAAGAAUGCAGUGUCGCCAAGAGGAGCUGAGGAGAGAGGAAGAGGCAGCGGUUGAGGAGUUGAAGAGGGAGGAGACAAAAAUAAGGAUUGAGAUUGGCCUUUGCAAGGAGAAGUUAAUGAGAGAACAAGAGGAGGAGGCUGCGCAGUUAAGAACAGAGACUGAAAUAAGAAUGUGCUUAUCUCGGGAGGAGCUGAAAAGAGAGGAAGAGGAGGAGGUGAAGCGGUUGAAGACUGAAAUUGAAAUGAGAAUUCAACUCCGCCGGGAGAAACUGAGGAGAGAGGAAGAGGAGGAGGUAGAGCAGUUGAAGCGGGCGAUGGAGGCAAGAAUGUGUGACCACCAGGAGAGGCUUAGACAAAAGGAAGGGGACGAGGUUGAGCAGUUGAAUACUGAAAUGAAGGUCAAAAUGGAACUACACCAAGUGAAGCUAAGAAGGGAUGAAGAGGAGGAAGCAGAACAGUUGAAGACAGGGAAGGAGGCUAGAAUGCGUCUCUAUUGGGAAGAGUUAACGCAAGCGGAAAAAAAAGAGGUGGAAGAGUUGAAGAGGAAGGAGACAAAUUUGAAGUCUGACAUGGGGAUGAGGAUACAGCUCUGCAAGGAAGGUAUCAGGAAAAUGGAAGAGGAUGAGGUAAAGGGGUUGAAGACACAGAAGGAGAUAAGAAUGCGCCUUUGCCAGGAGAAGUUGAGAAGAGAGGAAGUGGUGGAGGUGAAACAAAUGAAGACAGCUAGGGAGACGAGAAUACGUCUCCGCAGGGAGGAGCUGAGGAGGGAGGAAGAGGAGGCCGUGAAGCAGUUGAAGGCAGAAAAGGAAAUCAAAAUGCAUCUCAACUGGGAGGAGCUGAGACGAGUGGAAGAGGAAGACAUGGAGCGCUUCAAACAAGAUAAAGAGACGAGAAUGCGUCUCUGCCGGGAGGAGCUAAGAAGAGAAGAAAAUGAGGUGGAGAAGUUGAAGGAGGAGGAGAGGAAAAAAAAGAAAGAUCUUGAGAUGAGAUUGCGUCUUUGCCAGCAGGAGCUUAGCCGUGAGGAAGACGAGGAGGUGGAGCGUUUGAAGACCGCAAAAGAGACGAGAAUGAGCCUGUGCUUGGACGAGCUGAGGCGAGAGGAAGUAGAGGAGGCAGAGCGUAUAAAAAGGGAUCUUGAGAGGAGAAUGCAUAUUCACCAGCAGGAGCUGAUGAGAGAGGAAGAAGAGGAAAUUGAGCAUUUGAAGACUGUGAAGGAGGCAAGAGUGAAACUCUACCUAGAGGAACUAAGCAAGGAGGGAAAUGAGGAGUUUGAGUGUUUGAAGAGAGAGAGAGAGAUGCAACUGUCCUUCCAUCGGGAAGAUCUGAGGAGAGAGGAAGAAGAGGCAGUACAGCGUCUGGAGAAUAAAAAGGAGAGCAGAAUACAGCGCCACCUGCAAGAGCUUAGAAAAAAAGAAGCAGAGGAGGUCCAGCAGUUUAAUAAGAAGAAGAUGCGAUUAAAGACAGAGAUGGAGAAAAGAAUGUGCCUUUUCCAGGAGGGGCUUAGAAGAGAGGAAGAAGAGGUUGCAGAAAAUUUGAAGAAAAAGAAGGCGAUUACAAUCAGCAUUUACCAGGAGGAACUGAGGAGAGAAGAGGAGGAGGAAGUGGAACGUAUGAAGAGGGAAAAAGAAAGUAGAAUAUGUCUCUGUCAAGAGGAACUGAGGAAGGACGAAGAGGAGGAGACACAGCUUUUGAAGAGAGCGAAAGAGGCAAGAAUCUGUCAGCAAAAGAAUGAGCUGAAGAGAGAGGAAGAGGACCGCUUAAAGGAGGAUAAAUUGAAGAAGAUGCGUGUGCGGCAGGAAAAGCUGAGGAGAGAGAGAGAAGAAAAUGUGGAGCGGUUGAAGAAUGAAAAGGAAACAAGAUUGCGUCUCUGCCUGGAAAGGGAGAAGGACAAGAGAACGAUGCGCCAGGGGGAAGUAAUCAAAGAAGAGGAUGAAGAGUCGCUAGCGAGGGAAAAGGAGAAUCAGCUAAAUGAAGAGGCUGAACCACUCAGGAGGGAAAAGCUAAUGCAUUUUUGCAAAGGCCUGAGGAGAGAGCAACAGGAAGAGGGCACUGAGCAGUUAAAGAAAGAGAAGGAGAAUCCACAAAGAGAGGAUGAUGUGGAGCCGCUUGAGAGGGAAAACGGAACAAAAUGUCUUCUCCAGGAGAAGCUGCGGCCUGUCGAGGAAGUGUUGAGUGACAAGAGAACAUGUCUCCGUCAGGAGAAACUGAUUUCAAAGAGCAAGGGGGAGACAUUGAACAUGAAGAGAACAUGUGUGCACCAGGAGGAACUGAGAGAGGAAAAGGUCUCAGAGUAUUUGAAACGAGAGAAACAGAAGCCAUUGCAUCUCAAUCAGGACAAAGUGAGCAUAGAGGAAGACACUGAACAAUUAAAGGAGACAGAGAAGAGAACACGUCUUCGCCAGGAGGAGCUGAUGCGAGAGGAAGAGGAUGUGAUAGAACGACUGAAGAAGGAAAAAGAGCAAAGAACACAGCACCGCCAAGAGGAGCUGAGGAGACAGGAAAAUGAGGAGGUGCAGAGGUUGAAAAGGGAAAAGGAAACAAGAAUUAUUCUCCGUCAGGAAGAGCUUAGGAGUGAGGAAGAAGAGAAGACACAACUUUUAAAACAGGAGAAGGAAAGAAGAACAUGUGUCCGCCAGGAGCAACUGAAGAGAGAGGAGGAAGAUGAGGUGGUGCGGUUUAAGUGGGAAAAGGAGAAGAGAACACGUCUUCUGCAGGAGAAGUUGUGGAUAGAGGAAGAAGAGGAGAGGUUGACCCGAGAGAAGGAGAAGCGAGCACGUUUCCGUCAGAUGGAGCUGAUUAGAGAGGAAGAGGAAGAGCGGUUGAAGAAGGAAAAGGAGAAGAGAACACGUCUUCGCCAGGAGGAGCUGAGCAAGGAGGAAGAGGAAGAGGCUGAAAGGUUAAAAAGGGAAAAGGAGAAGAGAAUGAUUUCACACCAAGAGGAGCUAAAGAAAGAAGAAGAGCAAGAAGCAGAAGGGUUAAAAAAGGAAAAAGAAAAAAGGAUGCAUCUUCUCUUGAAGGAGCUCAAGAGGGAGGAGGAGGAAGAGCGGUUACAAAAGGAGAAGGAAAAGAGGAUGCGUCUCUGUCUGGCUGAGCUGAGAGAGGAAGAGGAGGAGAUGUUGAGAUUAAAGAGGGGAAAGGAAACGAGAAUGCGGCUCUGUCAGGAGAGAUUAAGAAGAGAGGAGGAGGAGGAGGUAGAGAGGUUAAAAAGGAAGAAGGAGAAGAGAAUGCAUCUUUGGCAGGAGGAGUUGAGGAGAGAGGAAGAGGAGGAGUUGGAGCAGUUAAAGAAUAAAAAAAUGUCCCUCUUCAAAUUGGAUUUGGCAUGUGAAAAAGAGGAGGAGUUUGAGAGAUUAAUUAACAAGAAAGGAAAGAGAAUGCGUCUCUGUCAAAUGGACCUGAGAGGAGAAGAGGAGGAGAAGAAACUGAAGAUGGAGUACAAGGAAAGGCUGAACGUUUUCCAACCUUUCACCACACCUCCUAACAAAAAUGCCACAAAAAAGUAUACAUGUAAAUACUGAUAUUCUAAUCUUGUUUCAAUUUACUCACAAAUUGACUUACUCAAUGUGAAAUGUGGGCCUGCUUAAUUGAACACAAUGCUGUACUCAGGAAGGAUGCACAGGUUUGUGGUUCCCUCUCACAGCUAAUGGAAGAGCAUUCUGCUUCUUUUCUGCCUGUUGCAACACUGUUCGUCACUGGUAGGGAUGGGCAUCGAGAACCGAUUGGAACCGGGACUAACAUUCCGGCUCUCCCGGAAUCGUUCAAACUUAAAACUUUUGGUUCCCAGUUUCAAUGCCUACCGUCCGCCGACCCUGAAGAAUAAAGUGGCGAGAACCAAUGAAGAAGCGGCAAAGACCAAUGAGCAACGCGCACGAAGACAUGCUUGUGCCCAAUUGCGGCGGCAAACAAAAGGGUGUCUUAACUUUGUUAAAAUAAAUGACCAGCCGCCUCAGUGCAACACUUGCAAUAAGAUUAUAUUGUGCAAAGGAGGCUUUCACGACGUGUACAAGUCUGACGUGCUCCCUCCCGCUCCGAGCCUCAGCCUACACCGCACGGAACUUCAGUGAAGUCAAACUGGGUGAGUGAAACAAUAAAAUACGUCUAUGCCAACAUUGAGGCAUCUCACAAGUUAAUGGGUUGCUUUCAUUUUUGCACUGAUGGUUUUUAACGUUUAUUUUAGUCAUCAAACAGACGUAAGAGCUGAUGACAGAAAAAAAAAAGCUUAACAUUGAGCUAAAACUUCACCAAAGGUCAAACAAGCAACUUUCCAUCACAAUAAAUUGGGACAAAAUUCACAAACACAAACCUUCUGCCUUAUUAGUGGGUAGGUCAAGGAAUCAAUUCCAUUCAUUACUCUCUUUCUGUUAACGUUCGUUUUCAAAAUUCCGGUGUUGUGUUAAGUUACUUUUCAUGCCAAAAGGCUGAGUUCCGGUGCGUACCCUUCAAAAUAAAAAGAUACAAGCUUAAAACGAGAAGUCAAGUUAAACCUAGCACAUAGAAACCAUUUGACGUGGUAAAACAGUCCCAAAUAACUAUUUUAACAAUGCUAUAUUUAACUUUUUACAAACAUUAAUUAAUGAAUAUUAAGUCAAUUAGGUUAGUUCCACACACAUUGCCUUUUAGUUCACAGGUUUGAUAUUGAUACUGGUUAUAAAGAACCCAAGUCAAAUGUUCAUUGUAGUUUAUGCUGCGGGCUGUUAAGAAAAUGGAUGUUCAUAAUUUGGACACCCUUUAUUUAAACCAUACAAUUUUCUUUUGGACCCAGCCCCCUAAAAUAAUCGGAAUUGAAAAUCAUUUGGAACCAGAAUCGAAACGAGGAACCAGAGUUGUUCAUAUUCAAACGAUGCCCACCCCUAGUCACUGAUAGAUAGAUAGAUAGAUAGAUAAUAGGUGCCACAAAGAUUGGAUAAUGUUAAACAGAAGAUACAUGUGGAGACUACAAUACAUUACGGUUACAAAAAAAAAUUAAGUAUCUGAUCAAUAUCCAAUCCGUACACCACCUGAGGGCUUUGCGGCAGUGUCUCCUGGCCAAGAGGCGAGAAGA